UGGACAAGAGUCUUCAGCAGAGACAUAGACCCUGGACACCUCCAACAUGAAGUUUAUUCAUGUUGUUUUGUUACUUUUGUGCUUCCACUUAAGUUUUUGCAAGCUCACUUCAACCUCAGAUGCAUCUCAAGAGGAUCUGGUGGAGGAAAAGUGCUUACUGAAAAAAUACACACAUCGCUCCUGCAAUAAAGUUUUCUGCCAACCAUGGCAGAAGUGCAUUGAUGGGAUCUGUACUUGUAAACUCCCUUAUCAAUGCCCAAAGAAUGGCACCUCCGUGUGUUCGACUAAUGGGAAAAGCUACCCGACUUACUGUCAUCAAAAGAGUUUUGAAUGUCUCCAUCCAGCGGCAAAGUUUUUAAAUAAUGGAACAUGCAGAGCUGAAGGAAAAUUUAGUAUUUCCUUAAAUUAUGGAAGCACAGAUUCAAGGGGAAUUGUUGAAGUAAAGCUAGUAGACCAAGAUGAGAAAAUGUUCCUAUGUAAAAGCAGCUGGGGCUUAAGAGAAGCCAACGUGGCCUGCCUUGACCUUGGAUUUCAGCAAGGUGCUUUAAGUAUUGAAGAAAGGUUUUAUAUUCCUGAAAAUCUCUACAUAAACUCCACUGAAUGUCUGCAUGUCCAUUGUCAUGGAUUAGAGACCAGUUUGACUGARUGUACUUUUGCCAAAAGGAAAAUCAAGCGUUAUGAGGGUCUUGCUGGCGUGGUGUGUUACACACAGAAUUCAGAUUCUUCAACAGAUGAGUCCUUUCAGUGUGUGAAUGGGAAAUACAUUCCUCGGCAGAAAGCCUGCAACGGGAUUAAUGACUGCGGUGAUCAAAGCGAUGAGCUGUGCUGUAAAGAGUGCCGUGGUGACAGUUUCCUUUGUAAGUCGGGUGUUUGCAUUCCAAACAAGUAUAAAUGCAACGGUGAGUUGGACUGCAUUACAGGAGAAGAUGAAGUUGGUUGUGAAGGCUUCGUACCCAAGGCUCAAGAUGAAAUAGAAAUUUUGACUGCAGAUAUGAAUGCUGAAAGAAAACGGAUAAAGUCAUUAUUACCUAAACUAUCCUGUGGAGUCAAAAGAAACAUACACACUAGAAGGAAACGAGUGGUUGGAGGAAGGCUAGCAAGAAUGGGAGACUUCCCAUGGCAAGUGGCGAUUAAAGAAGGCAAAAAAAUCAACUGUGGGGGAAUUUAUAUUGGUGGCUGUUGGAUUCUGACUGCUGCACAUUGUGUCAGAGCCAGUAAAGCUCAUCAUUACCAAAUAUGGACAGCAUUGCUUAACUGGAUAAGACCUAACUACACUGAGUUAGCAGUUGAAAAGGUGGAUAAGAUUAUUAUCCAUGAAAACUACAAUGGAGCCACCUACCAAAAUGACAUAGCUUUGAUCAAAGUGAAAAAACAUGAUGACCAAAAAGAAUGUGAACUGUCUCAUGCCAUCCCUGCCUGUGUUCCCUGGUCUCCAUAUCUAUUUCAACCUAAAGAUACAUGCAUCGUUUCUGGCUGGGGUCGAGAAAAAGGUAACCAAAAGGUCUUUUCACUCAAGUGGGGUGAAGUUAACCUAAUAGAUAACUGCUCUAGAUUUUACCCAAAUCGCUUCUAUGAAAAAGAAAUGGAAUGUGCAGGUACAUCCGAUGGUUCCAUUGAUGCCUGUAAAGGAGACUCUGGAGGCCCCUUAAUCUGUACAGAUGUCAAUAAUGUGACUUACGUUUGGGGCAUUGUGAGUUGGGGUGAAAACUGUGGAAAACCAGAGUUCCCAGGUGUUUACACCAAAGUGGCUAAUUAUUUUGACUGGAUUAGYUAUCAUGUAGGAAGAUCUUUUAUUUCUCAGUACAAUAUCUGAAAUUGUGAUCUCCUGCUCUUUUGGUGAUCUUUCUGUCCUUAUUCUCUCUAGAGUCUUUUUAAUUGAAAUGAAACUAUAUGAUUAUUACUACUCUAGGGGAAAAUGAAGCAAAUGUUAUUGGAUAUUUUUAAAGGUCUAUUAAAAGUUUAUGCCAUCUUGGAAUGUUGCUGUAUAAUUCUCAAAUAAAUAUUUUGG
Urocitellus parryii (Arctic ground squirrel) is the source of this 2008-nucleotide messenger RNA. It is a transcript of the gene Cfi, whose product is annotated as complement factor I. Gene Ontology annotation, molecular function: serine-type endopeptidase activity; protein binding. Gene Ontology annotation, biological process: proteolysis. NCBI's taxonomy places the organism in Eukaryota, Metazoa, Chordata, Mammalia, Rodentia, Sciuridae. Gene Ontology annotation, cellular component: membrane. The record is from RefSeq and is a predicted model, not a curated record.